Messenger RNA from Pelagomonas calceolata, 15012 nucleotides. The record is from the annotation of a GenBank genome assembly. NCBI's taxonomy places the organism in Eukaryota, Pelagophyceae, Pelagomonadales, Pelagomonadaceae.
GCCACCAUGGCCCUCCAGGCGCGGCACCGCUACGUCGUGGCGCGAUUGAACGAGGCCUUCGAGGUGAACGACGAGGAGGCCGUCGAAGCGCUCGUCAGAAGAGAUUCGUUCCUGCAGAAGCUCAACAACUUCUUCGGGAGCCGCGGGCCGGAGCGCGUCUUCUUCUUCUUCGAGCGGGGCGACUUUGAUAAGCCCGGCAACGCGCCUUUACAUAAUAAAAACAUGGUCCACGACGACCGCAUCGCGUUGUACUAUUCUGAUGGAAGUGAUUUGACGGAGCUGCCCGAGAGUUGUCUGCAAGGGACGUGUGCGUAUUUCAUGAAAAAAGCGACGGGCAAGGAGGGCCGUACUUUGGCCUUGGACCCCUUGAAGGCUCGCGACGGGUCCAUGGUCUUCGGUACGGUCCGAGACCCCAUGCGUUCCCUCGAAGCGUACUUGUCUUCGCUCUAUCAACCGAUGCUAAAAACCUCAAAUAAAAUAGUGUGGGGCGCCGCGUCGGAUGCGCACCGGACGGAGUUUACGGUGUCCGUCGAUUCGUUCUCGAAGAACGUUCGCGAGAACGUGAGAUCUCUCGGAGGUGGAUUAGAAUUGCGGCAGCCGUCCGGCGCUCUCUAUGAGUUAGAUGAUCCGCAACAACAAGCAAGUGAUCCGCGCAUCGCCCAAGCUCAUUUAGAGUUGCUAGAGGAGUGGUGCACGUCCAUCGAAGGCUAUUUGGGGGAUACGGACAGAAGUAAAUGGGAGACCCCCGACAGCGGCCCCGACAGUGAGUUAGAGUAUUGGAGAAGACGCAUGCAACGUUUAACCUCAAUCACGGACCAGCUCAAGACGAAGCGCUGCAAGCAAGUCAUCGUAUUACUCACAGCGGUCACGAAACAACCUGAGGACGAGAUGGCCGCGCCGCGGAAUAAGGUCCUGGCGCUCAUGAGACGGUGGCGCCAGAUCGACGUCUGCAUCACGAAAGCCGCGAACGAAGCGAAAGACAACUCCAAGUUUUUGUCGACGUUGGAACGGUUCCUGGAGCCCCUGAGGAGCGGCACGCCGACGCAAAUUAUCGAUUCCAUACCGGCCCUCAUGAACGCCCUCAAGAUGGUCCACACCAUUAGUAGGUUCUUCAACACUUCCGAGCGCAUGACGAAGCUCUUCAUGAAGAUCACGAACGCCAUGAUCAGGAGCUGUCGCCUCGCGAUCAACGGCACGGACACGUCCGCGAAGAUGUGGGAGAAGCCCGUCGGACCUUUGUUGGACAUGCUCGAGACGUGUCUGCGGAUGAACGAGUUCUACCAGGAGCAGUACAAACUGACCAAGGACAAGCUCGCGCAGAUGCCGACCGGGAGGCAGUUCGACUUUGCGGAAGCGCAGCUGUUCGGGAAGUUCGACCUGUUCUGUCGGCGGCUGAUCAAGCUCAUUGACGUGUUUUCUACUAUACAACAGUUCCGAGCGUUGGUGGAGCACAAAUUGGAAGGGAUGGAGCCUUUAUUACUAGUGUUCGAUCAAAUUAUCGACCAAUUUAAGGAGAAGAAGCACGACCUGCUGGACUACAACACGAACAAGUUCGAUCGCGACUUCGUGGAGUUUAAUGUGAGAGUCGGGGAGCUGGAGACGUCGCUGCAGCACUUCAUCAACCGGUCCUUUGAAAGUAUAUCUUCUAUUGAGGCGUCGCUGCAGUUGCUGAAGAAGUACCAGCAGAUCUUGCACCGAGAGACUCUCAGAGCUGAUUUGGAUGCCAAGUUCAUGAUCAUCUUCCACAAUUAUGGGCUCGAGUUGGCGUCGGUGCAAGAGACGUACGAGAAGUGCAAGCACGCGCCGCCCGCCGCUAGAAACUUGCCACCGGUGGCCGGAAACAUCACCUGGGCCCGCCAUUUGUUGAGGAGGAUCGAGGAGCCCAUGAAGCGCUUCCAGUCGAACAAGGCCGUGCUCGGUAGCUCGAGGGAGGCGAAGAGAAUAGUCAAGGCGUACAACAAGGUCGCGCGCACGCUCGUCGCUUUUGAAUACUUGUGGUACGAGGCCUGGUGCAAGUCCGUCGACGCGGCGAAGGCUGGCCUACGAGCGACGCUGAUCAUACGACACCCGCAACAUAAUACGUUACAUGUCAAUUUCGACGCGCAAGUGCUGCAGCUCAUACGGGAGGCGAAAUGCUUGCAGAGGAUGUCUGUCGAGAUCCCGGAAGGCGCGCGCACCGUCCAGUCCCAAGAGCAGCGCUUCAAGGGCUAUUACGACGAGCUACGGUCGUGUCUGUCGGAUUUUGACAGAAUAACAUCAACGAUCUCGCCGACCACGUUGAAAGCUUUGGGCCCCCACGUCGCGACCGUCGAAGCGGCGUUACGACCAGGCAUGGUCGCAUUGACGUGGACGUCGAUGAACCUCGGGUCGUACGCCUCAAAAGUACGAGCAGCAUUAAACCAGCUCGAACAUUUAGUGGGCACGAUUAAUGAUCUGGUCGAAAACCGCAUCGAGAAGAACCUCAAAGUUAUUUCCCGCAUCUUGUUAGUUGAUCUACCCACAGAUAGGUCAGUGACGCUCGACGAGUUCGUCUCGAUGCAAGAAUUAAAAGUGAGAACCGAAUCUGAGAUCUUAAUAGCCAAAAACUUAGAAGUAGAGACGGCCGUGGAAGAUCUCAUCUCGGAACUCGCGAGAUACCCCCUAUGUGACGACGAUACCUUGGAUACCGAAGCCAUAAAUUUGUUAAGAGUCCAUUACAACAAGAUGCUCUACACGGCGCUCUUGAACUGCGUCAAGAACUCGCUCAAUAAGAUGAAGGCGAGAGUCUGUGUAAGAGGUGGCGGCACGGGUUUUCUCUUCGUCCAGCGGCCGUUUUUUACGGUCGACGUCCAGCUCUCCGUGCCUUCGGUCAGGCUAGCGCCGUCGUUAGAUGACGUCCAGCGGGCCAUCAAUAGGUCUGCGGUCGCCGUGUUGGGGUGUGCGAAGCGCGUCUUCAACUGGGGGCAGCUCGGCCUGCCGGACGAGCGGAAGUCAGCUUUUUUUGAUCGUUUAGGUAGAGAUACGGAGAUCGUGAAGAUCGCCCUCUUGUUGACGGGCGCUCUCCAUGCGACAAAAAAUCAAGUGCAAGAUUGCCUAUCAGCGUUCAAGCAGUACGACUGGUUGUGGAAAGAUGAUAGAGAUAAGCACUACUCGCGUUUUACGGCUCGGAACCCGAAGCUCGAGGACUUCGAUAAGCAGUUGCAGUACUUCAUGUCCGUCGAGGAAGCCAUCACAAGGAUCACGCCCAUGACGAACAUCGGCGCACUCACCUUGAACACGGCAAAUUACAAGCUACAGUUGCGGAACGAGUCGCGCCAGUGGAAACAAAUAUAUUCUACUAAAAUACAUCAUAUGGCUAGAGAUGCGUUACGCGGCUUGUUAGACUACAUAAGAACAACAUCAACAAAGCUCCACACGGAGGUCACGGAUUUGGACACUUUGAGAUAUGUGAUGACCGUGCUCAAAGACGUGAGGGAGAAGGAGUCGUCGAUAGAGAUGGAAAUAGCACCCAUCUUCGACAUGUACGCCAUGCUGGACCACUACCUGCCCGGUGGGCUCGUGGAUCAGGACGAGAUGGACCAAAAGAGUGUGCUGCGGCCGUCGUGGCACAAGCUCGCCGACUUAGCUGAAGAUGUGGCCGACGAGCUCGGCAAGAUCCAAGGGCAUUAUAAAAAGAAAUUAGUUUUGGAUGUGCGCGAGUUCAAGCAGGACUGUAGUGAUUUUAGAAGUGAUUUCGAGCGUAAUGGCCCUGGGGCGCCCGGGUGCUCGCCCGAGGAGGCCGUGGAGCGGUUGAAGCGUUAUAAAAAUGAAUUGGACGUGCGCGAACGGAAGAUGGACAUGUACAUUGCGGGCGAGGAGCUCUUCGCGCUACGCACGUCGAAGUACCCGGAGAUGGCGCGCACGCGGAAGGAGGUCGGUUUGUUGGACCAGCUCUACGGUUUGUACCUCGACGUCCUCCAGUCCGUCGAAGUCAACCAGUCGACGUUGUGGAUUGAUGUUCCGGGAAGAUUACAGGAAAUGACCGACGAGGCCAAUCAAUUUGACCUGCGAUGCAAAAAAAUGCCGAAACGGCUGCGCGAGUGGCGGGCCUACGAGGAUUUACGGGCGAAGCUCACGGACUUCCAGGACCUGCUACCUCUCAUAUCAGAGCUGGCCAAACCUUCGGUCAAACCUAGACACUGGAAGGAAUUGUUUUCGCAGGGCGGUUUUACGCUCCCAUAUGACAAGGAGGCCUUCCAGCUCCAGGACAUCUUCGAGUCGCCCAUUCUUACAUGGAGAGAGCAGGUCGAGGAGAUCUGCGAGGGCGCCGACAAGCAGCUGGGCAUCGAGACCAAACUCAAUGAAUCCCGAGAAACGUGGUCUCAUACGACAUUUACGUUCGGCCGGUGGAAGGGUCGGGACUGUCCCAUCCUCCAGGCGUUUGGCCAGAUCAUCGAUGAUUUGGAAGAGGCCCAGAUGAACAUGCAGACCCUGCUGAGUAUGCGCCACGUCGGGCCGUUUCGGGAGCCCGUGCAGGAGCAGCUCACGGCUCUCAGUGACACGGCGGACACGCUGGAGCUGUGGAUCAAGGUCCAGCUGCUCUGGACGGCUUUGGAGAGCGUCUUCAUGGGCAUGUAUCAGUGUCCAAACUUCGACACGACGUCCCUUCGACACAAUCGACCGUAUCCAGAGAGACCCCGAGUUGAACUUUGAUUGAACCACGCAGGCGGCGACAUCGCGAAGCAGAUGCCCCUCGAGGCCAAGAAGUUCCUCAAGGUCAGUGACUCAGCGUGAUUUCCUUCAAUUUCUCAACUUGAAGUUGCGUCGACGGCGUCAUGUCGCCCUCAUCAUGAUCAUCGGAGCGUCGACGCGCCUCGCGAGUGCACAUCGAUGGGUUUCGCGACGCGGUCGUUCGACGCAGGUCGACCGCGACUUCGUGAAGCUCAUGGCCAAGGCCGAGCAGACGCAGAUCGUGUUGCAGUGCUGCGCGAACGAAUUGCUGAAGAACACGCUGCCGGUCUUGUAUGAUGAGCUCGAGCGGUGCCAGAAGUCUCUCGAAGGGUAUUUAGAACAAAAAAGGGCCAUCUUCCCGCGGUUUUACUUCGUGUCGAAUGCUGCCAUACUCAUAAUUUUAUCUCAAGGCUCCGACCCGUUGCAGAUGCAGCCCUACUACGAGAAGGUGUUCGAUUCGGUGAACCAAGUGGAACACGACAAGAGCGACAAGGGCAAGAUUUUGGCCAUAAAAAACAUUUCGGGUUCCGACGAGGAACGGGUCAAGCUCGCGAAAGUCUGUCUUGCGAGUGGUAGCAUCGAAGUGUGGUUAGGAAAACUAGUCAUAGAGAUGCAAAAGACGUUAAAAGCGUUGUGUGAAACCGCAGCAGCACAAUGCGCGGAGAUGUCGCUCGGCGACUUUGUGGACGCGAACUGCGCGCAGUUCGCUUUGUUGGGCAUCCAGUUCAACUGGACGGCGCAGUGUCAAGAAGCUCUUGAGAAAUCGAAGCAGAACAAGGCUAUCGUGCAAGACACGAACCGGCAACAGUUAGUCGUGCUGCAGGAGCUGUCGUCGUGGUGUCUCAAUGACCUCAAAACCAAAAUGAACCGCCGGAAGAUCGAAACGUUGGUUACUAUUCAUGUGCACCAGCGCGACGUGUUUGAAGACUUAGCGAGGUUGCACCGCUCGAGGAAAGGAGGGUUAGAUGCAGGGGAUUUCGAGUGGCUCAAACAAGCGCGCUUCUACUGGCGCCCCGACGCCAAAGAUGAUCACGGUCCGUCCGCCUGUGUGGUCGCGGUCUGCGACGUCGAGUUUACUUAUAGUUUCGAGUACCUAGGAUGCAAGGAACGACUCGUGAUCACGCCGUUGACCGAUAGGUGCUAUAUUACAUUAUCACAAGCUUUAGGAAUGCAUCUGGGAGGUGCUCCCGCGGGCCCCGCCGGCACGGGCAAGACGGAGACGGUCAAGGAUCUAGGGAGAGCGCUAGGUGUCUUCGUGGUCGUCACAAAUUGUACGGACCAGCAAAGGUACACGGACAUGGCCAAGAUCUUCAAGGGUCUUUGUCAAGGUGGCUUGUGGGGGUGUUUCGACGAGUUCAACCGCAUCGAGUUACCUGUCCUGUCGGUCGUGGCCCAGCAGGUCUUAGCUAUAACGAACGCGAAACGAGUGGGCGCGAAAUCGUUUUCGUUCCCGGGCGACCCCCAGGUCAUCGGUCUCAUCCAGAACGUCGGCUACUUCAUCACGAUGAACCCGGGCUAUGCUGGCAGGCAGGAGCUGCCCGAGAACCUCAAAGUCUUAUUUAGAUCUGUAUCGAUGAUGGUCCCGGACCGCGAGUUAUCAGUGUGGAAAUCAUCUCGGCACCGCGGCCCUCGGAGAGGCCCAAACUCGGCCACGACCUCCGACUGAUAGUUGAGACCGUAGUGAGAGAGAAACACCUCACUCCGACCCCAACACACCUCAAAUUGAAGCGCAACUUGAACUUUGAUGUCCACGCAGGCGAGAUCAUCAUGAAAGUUAAAUUGUGUUCCGUCGGUUAUAGUAAAUUCCCGGAACUUGCCCGGAAGUUUAAUGUUUUGUACCGAUUGUGUGAACAGCAACUCUCGAAACAGAAACAUUACGACUUUGGAUUAAGGAACAUCCUCAGUGUUUUGAGGACGGCCGGUGCGACGAAACGGAAAGAAUUGGAAGCUGACGAGGAGUUGCUCGUCAUGCGUACUUUAAGGGAUAUGAAUUUAUCAAAAUUUGUGGCGCAAGACGUGCCUUUAUUCUUAUCUCUACUCGCGGACCUGUUCCCGCAAAUCACCAUUCCCCAGGGCGGGGGACACGAAAAAGUGCAGGAGACACUCACAAGUGUCAUAGACAAGUACCGACUCAUCGACCACGAUAGUUGGCGGCUGAAGGUCAUCCAACUCUACGAAACGACGUUGGUAAGGCACGGCAUCAUGCUCGUCGGGCCCCCUGGAGCAGGAAAAUCCAAUAUAAUAAACGUGUUGCAAGACGUAUUGUCGAGAGUCCUAGGCAUAGCCCACAAGCGCGUCCGGAUGAACCCGAAGGCCAUAAGGGCGGAGGAGAUGUUCGGCGAGACCGACCGGUACGAUCUCGGCGUCCCACGUCGGUGCCUUCACUUCAAUACGACUCGUGUCCAUCUCACGAUGCCGGGGGUGGUUUCUUUUUUGCUGAAGAGGCCGUUCGGACCGUAUUCACGAGAGAUGCUCCGCGCAGGUUGAGCGGCGAGUGGAUCAGCGGCAUCUUCGCGGCCAUGUGGGGCAAGUUCAACGAUCGGGCGCGGAAAGAUAAUACCUGGAUUUUAUGUGACGGUCCUGUUGAUGCCGUGUGGAUCGAAAACUUGAAUACGGUGCUCGAUGACAACAAGAUCCUCACAUUAGCCAAUGGUGAUAGAAUACCCAUGACGGACAACGUCAAGCUCAUGUUCGAGGUUGAAGAUUUAAGGAACGCCUCUCCUGCGACAGUAUCUAGAGCAGGGAUCAUCUUCGUCAGUGCCUCAGAUUUGGACUGGGAACCAAUACUAAAAGCCUGGCUGAAUAAAUGCGACCCCGUGCACCACCCGGACAUGCUGCGGGAGCACUUCGAGAACUACCUGGGCCACUGUACAUCCCUCAGGGAUUGCGGCCUGGCCUUCGAGUGGCUCCGGGCGAACUGCAACGUGCCCAUUUCCGUCAGUAGGGUGGGCAUGGUCGAGAAGACGCUGACCUUGAUGGACGCAUUAUUAUCAUGUAUGGAGAUCAGUGAGUCGAUCGACGACGCGCAUCACGAGCUCGAGCGGUGCGUGCUCUUCAGUCUGACCUGGGGCGUUGCUGGCUUACUUGAGAGUGAUGAUCGAUUGAAGUGGGACGCCUGGCUGCGGGAGAUGGACUCGGAACCGACGAACAUGCCUCUCCACGUCGCACAAGGCGAGUCCAUCUUCGAGUACGGCAUCGACCAUGAAACGAUGGAGUGGGAGCGGUGGAGUACGCCGGUCUACAAACCUCCCCGUGGGGAUGUGGAGGACUGGUCCGGUGUUUUGGUGCCCACGCUGGAAACAACUAGAUGUGGCUACAUCUUAAGUCAACUACGUAGUAGAGAAACACCAGUACUGCUCCUAGGCGGGUCCGGCACGGCGAAAACCAGUACGGCCUACAUGUUCUUCGACUCCUUAGAAACGGAAAAGAACAUCAUUAAAAAGAUGAACUUUUCCUUUGCUACCACUCCUGGCUCCUUCCAAGGUAGCAUCGAGGCCGAGCUCGACAAGCAGGGCGGCAAGAGUUAUGGACCACCAACGGGUAAAAGGAUGACCAUCUUCUUAGAUGAUUUAUCCAUGCCUGAAGUUAAUACGUGGGGCGACCAGCCGACUCUCGAAUUAGCUCGUCAAUUGGUCGAGACGGGUGGAGUUUGCUUCCUGGACAAGGACAAGAGGGGAGAUGUCAAAGAAGUAAGGGGCGUGGAUUAUGUUGGAGCGAUGGACCUGCCGGGAGGGGGCAAGAAUGACAUCCCCAACAGACUGAAAAGGCAUUUUUUCAUGCUGACGGUCGUGACGCCUUCUCCCUCGUCGGUAGCCGCUAUCUAUGGUAUAUUGUUGCAAUCCAGAUUCGACGCGAAAGAAUUUAAAUAUUUAGGGGGGGAGUUCCCGGGCUUCGUGGCGAGGAUGCCCCCGACGACGAUGGCUUUAUUUAAAUGGUUAAGGGAGAAGAUGCUGCCCUCACCGACGAAAUUCCACUACACGUUCACGCUGAAGGAUCUUAGUCGUUUAUUCCAGGGUAUCCUGCGGACGCCGAAGUCGACGUACACGCAGGAUUCUGUGUUGGUGCAGUUGUGGAGACAUGAAGCGGAAAGAGUGUUCAGUGAUAAGUUGGUCAAUUUACAGGACAAGGACAAGUUCAAGAAGGAGCUUGAUCUCGUUUCCAAACAGUUGACCGGGGCCGCACCUGCCAAAGGGAAAAAGGACCGGCCGCCGUCGGCGCUGAAGUCUCCUACCAAAAGAGGUAAAUCCGUCUCACGGCCUGGUUCAGCGCCAGCCGCCGAUAUUCAUUCGCGCUGCGUCGCUCCCGCACUGUUUGUGGACUUUCUUAGAGAUGACGAGUACGACGAGGACGGCAUCCUGGCGCGAUCUCGGCGUUUUGAUUAGUAAAGGUGCCUUCACUUCCUUGGACGUGUCCAUCUCACGAUGCCGGGGGUGGUUUCUUUUUUGCUGAAGAGGCCAAUUCGUGAUGCUCCGCGCAGGUCGCCGAGGCGCCGAAGAUUUACGAGGUCGGCGGCGACAUCGACUCGUUACGUACUCGAUCGAAGCAUUUCCUCAACCUCUACAACGAGGAACAUCCAGCAAGACAGAUGAAUUUAGUUAUUUUCGACGACGCGCUGUUGCAUCUAGUUAGAAUCUCGAGAGUGCUGGGCAUGCCUCGAGGUAACAUGAUGCUCGUCGGCGUCGGCGGCUCCGGCAAGCAGUCCCUCACCCACUUAGCCUCGUACAUGGCCGGCUCCGUGCCCUUCCAGAUCGUGCUCACGAAACAAUAUAACCUCGCGACGUUCCUCGAUGAUCUUAGAAUGAUGUACAAGACCGCAGGACAGCAACGAAAAAAAGCUACGUUCAUCUUCACGGACUCGCAGAUCAAGGAUGAGAACUUCUUAGAGUUACUCAACAGUCUACUCAUGACGGGCGAGAUCCCCGGCCUCUUCCCGAAGGACGAGCUCCAGAUCAUGGCGUCGGACAUCCAGCAAUAUGCGCCCAAAUCAGUACCGGUGGACACGCCGGAAAGUCUCGUGAAGUUCUUCUUCGACACGGUCCGUAGGAAUUUACACGUCGUCCUUUGUUUUUCGCCGGUCAAUGCGAAGUUCGCCGAUCGCGCGCAGAAGUUUCCUGGGCUCAUCACGGGGUGUGCGAUCGACUGGUUCCUGGGCUGGCCCAAGGAAGCGUUAAGAGCUGUUAGCGAAGGUUUUGUCGGAGACAUGCCCAUCAUGUGCUCUGAUACCGUGAAAAGUAACUUGAUCGAGCACAUGGCCUUCGUCCAUAACUGCGUGGUGGAGUGCUGCGGCGAGUACUUCCAGAAGAUGCGGCGGCACGUCUACCAGACGCCUACCUCCUAUUUGGCCUUUUUACAAUUUUAUAAACGAGUCUACGCGACGAAGUUACAAGAAGUAGAAAGGAAGGCGUCGAACGUGCGCGUUGGUUUGGAGAAGCUCGCGAAGGGCGCCGAGGACGUCGAGAGCAUGAAGGUCGUGCUCGCGGACGAAGAAGUCAAGCUCCAAAAAGCGAAUGAAGAUACCACAAAGAUGCUCGGUAAACUACAAAAAAGCAGCAUGGCCGCCAAGAAAGAAGCUGAUAUUGUCAAUGACAUAAAAAAGGGCUGCGAGGAGGAAGCCCACAAGAUCGCGCUCGAGAAGGCCGACGCGGAGAAGGAUCUCGCGAAGGCGAUGCCUUUUGUGGAAGAAGCGGAAAGAGCUGCCAAUUCGAUCAAGCCCAACGACCUGAACGAGGUCAAGAAGCUCGGGAAACCUUCCGACAUCAUCAAGCUCGUGUUCGACCUGGUCGGUUUACUGAAAAUGGAAAAGAUGGUCAAGACGGAGACCGCGGAAAUUACGAUGGGUGCGGCCGCGGCGCCGCAGCUCGCCUUCCCUUCAUUGGCAUGAGUCGCCUUCGAGAGAGGAGGUCGCGGGUGGUUUCUUUUUUGCUGAAGAGGCCGUUCGGAUCGCGAGACCCGCGCGCAGGCAUCGGGAAAGAAAAGCGGACCUUCGGCUUCAUCAAGGAUAGUUUUAAAAAUAUGCAGGGCGGCAUGCUCGCCGACUCGUCAUUUCUCAAAAAUAUUUUCUACUUCAGUAAAUACGAAAAGGACAUGAUCAACGACGAGACGAUCGAGUUCAUGCGCGCGCGCGGCGUCCCGUGGUUCAAAGUAGGUUUCACGCCAUCGACGCGCUUCGUGUCCAUCAGACGAGGUCGUGGGUAGUUUUUUUUCGAUUUUUGAGGCAGUUCGAGUGACCGCGAUGCCCCGCGCAGGCAACCCUAUUUAGAUAUUGAGGAGUACAACACGCUCGUGGCGAAGAACGCGUCGAAAGCUGCCGAAGGCCUGUGUGCGUGGACCAAGGCCAUGUGUAGCUACCAGGCGGCCUCGAAGAUCGUCAAGCCGAAGCUCGAGGCCCUCAAGCUCGCCGAGGCGAAGCUCGCCGAAGCGCAAAAAGAACUCGACAAGGCCGAGGCCAAGCUCCAGGGCGUCAUGGAUGUUUUGAAUAAGCUCCAGAAGCAGUUCGAGGACCAGAUGGCCGUCAAGGCGGAGAUCGAGGCCGGUGCGUUUGCGGCGUCCGACGCCGGGGGUCGUUUCUUACCGCGAUACGCGCAGGCGCCAAAAAGACGCGCGACAAGAUGCAGCAGGCGACCGAUCUCAUCGGCGGGCUGGCCGGCGAGCGGAAGCGCUGGACCGAGGACAGCGCCAAGUUCGACGCGACGAAGACGGCGCUCGUCGGCGACGUCGCCGUCGGUGCGAUCUCGGCGUCCCGUUGUUUAGAGACGCCUUCACGCCAUCGACGCGACUCGUGUCCAUCAGACGAUGCCGGGGGUGGUUUCUUUUUUGCUGAAGAGGCCAUUCGGACCGAACCGCGAUGCUCCGCGCAGGCUGCGCGUUCGUGUCGUACUGCGGGCCCUUCAACCAGGAAUUUAGGGAUUACAUCGUGGAGAAGAAGUUGACGGCUGACCUUCGCAAGAAAGAUGUCCCUUGUUCUCCGUCCCUAGAUGUCAUUAGUCUGUUAGUUGACGUUUCCGAGACUUCCGAUUGGGCUUUGGCAGGACUACCAGGGGAUCCUCUCAGUAUCCAGAACGGCAUCGUGGUGACACGAUCCUCGAGAUAUCCACUGCUGAUCGACCCCCAGGGCCAAGCGAUCAAGUGGAUCCGGCAGCACGAGGCGGAGCGCUUACCUAACUUUGGUGUUACUGCACUAAAUAAUCCAAGAAUAAAGGAUCAAUUGGAGUUCGCCAUGGCCGAGGGCAAGGCGUUGAUCGUGGCGGGCGUCGAGGAGGAGCUCGACCCCAUGCUUGACCCAGUGCUCAACAAGCAGUGGAUCCAGAAGGGGAAAAGCAAGUACAUCAACCUCAUGGACAAGCUCUGCGAGUUCCAGGAGACCUUUGCCUUGUAUUUGAUUACUCGCUUACCGAAUCCGCAUUUUAGUCCAGAGGACCAGGCCAAAUGCGUCGUCGUCGACUUCACUGUUACCAGGAAGGGCUUGGAGGAGCAGCUUUUGGGGAGAGUGAUUCAGAAGGAACAGCGGUCCUUGGAGGAGCAGCUGUCGUCGGUCCUGAACGACGUGGCGACGAACACGAAGGCACUUUUAAGGUUAGAUGAGCUAUUACUGGAAAGGCUGUCGGCGAACACGGGUAACCUACUAGAUGACGAAGAACUCAUUGCGGUGCUGGCCGAAACCAAAACGAAAGCCGUCGAAGUGAAUGAGAAGUUGCUGGCCGCGGGGACGACGCGGGCGUCGAUCGACGAGAAGCGCGAGCAGUACCGGCCGGCCGCGACGCGCGGUUCCGUGCUCUAUUUUGCGAUCGUGGACAUGUCCCAGGUCAACGUCAUGUACCAGACCAGCCUAGAUCAGUUCCAGGGGCUGUUUGACUCGAGCAUGGACCUCGCGGAAAGAGCGUCGCUCGCGUCGAAACGCGUGGCCAAUGUUAUUGAUACGAUGACGUACAUCGUCUACCGCUACAUUUCUCGUGGCUUAUAUGAGAAAGAUCGACUGAGUUUCAAGCUUUUAGUGCUGUUCAACAUUUUGGUGACUGCUGGCAGAUUAACACCAUCGGAGGUCACGCUGUUCCUGAAGGGCGGCGCGGCCCUGGAUAUCAACGCCGUGAAACCGAAGCCCGUGCCCUGGCUCACGGACACGGCCUGGCUCAAUAUUGUGCAACUGUCCUCGGAUCAAGGGGCAAUCGUCUUCCGCUCGUUGCAGGACGACGUGCUAAGGGACGACGCGAAGUGGAAGGCCUGGUAUAAUGAUAAUGAGCCGGAACGACAGCCCAUACCGGGCAACUACCAACCUAGAUUCGAGGCCGAUCCGAACGGCGAUUUCUACAGGAUGCUCCUCGUCCGGUCACUCCGAGAAGACCGGACCAUCCUAUGUGUGGACGACUUCAUCACGCGCCUCGAAGCCAUCGACGUCGCCGGGACGAAACUCCCCUGCAUGGGCGGGAAGUUCACGCAACCCGUCACCGAAACGAUCGAGAUGACGUACGCAGACAUGUCGACGACGAUACCCAUCGUGUAUCUGUUGAGUGCGGGCGCGGACCCCACGGAUACCGUCGAGACCUACGCUCGCAAAAAGAAGAAGCACAUUACCUGUGUCAGCAUGGGGGAAGGCCAGGAGCCCGUCGCGCUGCGAGCGAUCAACAGUGCGACGGUCGAGGGCAUGUGGGUCAUGCUCCAGAACUGCCACCUCGGGCUGCCCUUCAUGGAGGGCCUCGAGGAGCUUUUGGGCAAGAUUAGAGUCAAUGAAGCCACGUUACCUGAUUUCCGAUUAUUUAUUACCACGGAACCGAAUCCCAAGUUUCCCAUCGGGUUGUUACAAUUAGCUGUUAAGGUUACUUGUCAGCCUCCUAGCGGUUUACGGGCGGGUCUCAUGCGUUCGUAUACUGUUAUAGUGGACCAAGACCGGUUAGAGCGAGUGGAGACGGCGCAGUGGCGGGUCCUGGUCUAUGCCCUAUGUUUCCAGCAUUCCGUCGUGCAGGAGCGUCGCAAGUACGGCGCCAUGGGCUGGUGCGUGCCGUAUGAAUACAACGAUGGAGACAUCAACGCUUGUUUACUCUUCUUGGAACGACAUUUGUACCAAGGGGCGUUGAGCUGGCCAACUUUACAAUACAUGGUCGCCGAGGUGCAAUACGGCGGCAAGAUCACGGACGAUCUUGACAGGAGACUAUUCCGAACGUAUGCGAACCAGUGGCUCACAAGUGCGACGACGAAACCCGGCUUCGCGUUCCGGCCGUCCGAGACCUUGCAAAAAAUCGAAAACGACUUUGGGUAUGGCUGCCCGCCCGGCGACACGCACGACGACUACGCCGCGUUUGCGAAAACAUUGCCUUCUGUCGAUUCGCCGGAGGUCUUCGGGCUCCAUCCGAACGCCGACCUCGCGUUCCGCAACAAGGAGGUGCGGAACUUAUUAGCUACUAUUUUGGAAACGCAGCCGAAAGGAGGCGGUUCGAGUGGAGGUGGCCCGACGCGAGAAGACGUGGUCUACGCGAAGUGCGAGGAGAUUUUGUCGGGCAUACCCGAGGACUACGUCGAGGAAGUUUAUGCGAAGGCCCUGGAUAUGAGUCAACCGCUGGACGUGUUCCUGAACCAAGAAAUUCAGAGGUUGCAGCUCGUGAUUGGGUCGGUGCGACAAAAAUCAAAUACCAUCUUGGGAGCUAUUAGGGGCGAAGUCGUAAUCACGCAACAGAUCAUCGACGGGAUCAAUGCGAUCUUCGACGCGAAGGUGCCCCACGACUGGGUCUUUUCUCCCGCGGGAGAUGAGGUGUCGUGGCAAGCUCCCACUAUCGGGUUUUGGGCGUCCGGCCUCGGGGCGAGAGAUGACCAAUUACGCAAAUGGAUCGCCGGCAAAGGAAGACCGAAGUCCUACUGGUUCCCGGGCUGGUCGAACGCGGCGGGUUUCCUGACGGCGGUCCAGCAGGAGGUGACUAGACGGCAUCGCAAUGAGGGCUGGGCGUUGGACGGCGUUCGCGUCGAUAGCGAAGUCACGGAGUACGACCGCGCGGAGCAAGUCCGUGCGCCUCCCCCAGAAGGAGUUUAUAUCAGUGGACUAUCGUUGGAUGGGGCCAUCUGGGACAAGUCGGGAGCUUGUGUCGCCGAGGCGAAGCCGAAGAUUUUGUUCUGCGAGAUGCCCGUCCUCUUCGUCACGGCCGUGACGAAGACGGCGAAGAAGUCGAGCGACUUGGGCCCCUUCGGCGGUUUUAGUUGUCCGGUCUACAAGUACGUCCGGCGGACGGACAAGUACAUCAUCUUCAUGGUCAACCUGCCGUCCCAACAGAAGCCGGACCACUGGAUCCUGCGGGGCGUCGCGCUGCUGUGCUUUACGUCCUAAGAAAUUACGGAAUAGUA